Medioppia subpectinata is the source of this 830-nucleotide messenger RNA. The record is from the annotation of a GenBank genome assembly. NCBI's taxonomy places the organism in Eukaryota, Metazoa, Arthropoda, Arachnida, Sarcoptiformes, Oppiidae.
AUGUGCAUUUUAGAGGCCGCUCGGGCCCAGAAUAUAGAAGUGGGCGUAUAUAUUGAGUCACUGUGUCCGGACAGCAAGCGUUUUGUUAACAACCAGUUAUAUCCGGUGUAUAACGCCCUGAAAGGCGCCGAACCGCAGAUACUAACCAUUAAUUUGGUGCCGUUUGGUAACGCAAAGAUGACAUUCGUGUCCAAUUCAACACAACACCCGAGGCUUACCUAUACGUGUCAGCAUCAGGCCCAGGAAUGUGACGGCAAUAUAAUCCAGUCUUGCGCUGUAAUCAAGUACGACAUCGACAGGAGUCUGGGUUUAACUAAUUGUAUGUUUGCAUCAAAUGACUGGAAGACUCCCUGGAAGUCCGGCGCUGAGUGUGCACAAAAAUUGGGUCUCGACUUCAAAGAGCUGAGUGCGUGCGCCAACUCGUUGGAGGGGUUGGCCCUCCAGUACUUCAUGGCCGGACAGACAGAGGCUUUGGACCCCAAAGAGAAUUGGAUUCCAUGGGUGACUAUCAAUGGCCAGCACUCGGACGCCAUGCAAAAGUUGGCCGAAAGUAACUUGCUCAAAUUGGUUUGCGAUUCCUAUCAGCACUCGGACGCCAUGCAAAAGUUGGCCGAAAGUAACUUGCUCAAAUUGGUUUGCGAUUCCUAUCAGGGUUCACCAAAGCCUAAGCCCUGCGAAUCGGUUUAAAUUGCGAAAUCAAAUCAAACCAACAAAAUAUUAUUCCUAGCGUUCAUUACUUUAAAUAUCUAUAUUUCCGUAUUAAACAACUUAAUUAGCAUUUUGUAAUUUAUUAUGUGAUAAAAUAUUGUAUAAUAAGAUAUAUACAGCAC